AGGUCAGUUCACAUUCAUUAUUAUCACCACUUGAAAUUGGAAGUUUUACUGCAUUUAAUUGACUUGAAACUGGAGCUGAUGUACAGAUCAGAAUAAAUACAGUCUUCUGUGCUGAUUUAAAAAAUGAAUCCAGUCGGCACCAAUAGCAUUACUAUUUGUUUGCCUCCUUCACUGAGUCUGUCUGAGAUAAAUGCAGACAACCUCAGAAAUGUUGUGGAGGCAGCAUGUCAAAACUCACAUGAGGCUUUUAGUCAGGAUGGUGAAAUCAUCCUGUAUGUCAAAGAGCAAGACAUGGACCUUGAUCAACAAUAUAUUUAUGAACCAGUUAGCCAGGCUUUGUUUCAAGAGAAGAUAGAUCAAGGCAUGCUUGAAGAUUCGAUGGGAGAAGUCAGCGAUUCCACAUUAAUCCAGCUCCAUGAGUCUGGAUUACUUCCACAAGAGGCAAUCAUGAUGCCAGUCCAGGAUACUUUGUCAGAGACAGAUGCCAGUUUGAUUCAUGGGCAUGAAAUGGUUCAACAUCUUGCCACUGCCCAGCUUAGCAGCAAUAUUCAACAUAUCAAUAUCCAACAAGGGAGCACAGCUCCUCAAAUCAGUAAUGUCCAACAGAUUGGCAUUGCCCCUCAAGUUAAUACUGCUCAACAAAUCAAUGAGUCUAUUCCGACACAAAUUCAAGAGAAAAGGUUUGUUUUUCCUACCCUUAUGAAAGCACCAACAUUGGUGCAAGAACCUAAAUCAUCCAUUACUACGCUCCCCUUUAAUAAUGAACCUUCCAAAAAAAUAGUUUCACCCAAAGUAGAAAUUGAACAAGAGGAAGAUGAUGAUACAGGAAUGAAGUUUGAUUAUGAAAAACUUAAAAAGCAGAAACUGACGGGACCUCAGGGGUCAAAGAUAUUUGGUUGCAAUGUUUGCUCAUAUAGAUCUGCUACCAGAACUCUGUUGCGGCAACAUAUGAUUAUUCACGCGGAUAAAAAGUUCCAGUGCAAGGAGUGUAAGUACAGAUGCCACACAGCUAGUCACUUGAAACGUCAUAUGUUCACCCAUUCAGACAGCAAACCAAUUCUUUGCUCACAGUGUGGCUACUCAUGCACACAAAACUUUCAGAUGAAGGCUCACCUCAUACAGCAUGAAACAGAUACCCCAUUUGUUUGCAAAAUAUGCAAUGCAGUGUAUAAGAAAGAAGAGAGCCUUAAGGUUCAUAUGUUAGGUCAUGAAAAUGUAACAAAGUUUCGAUGCACUCAAUGUAACUAUGCUGGUAACCGUUAUGGGGAUUUCAAAAGACAUGUGCUUACGCACUCAACUGAAAAACCUUUAAAAUGUACCAUCUGCAGCUACACAUGUAUUCGACAAUGGAGACUGAAAGCACAUAUGAAGAUUCAUUCUCAAGAUAAACCUCUCCUGCAUUGUGAUGUAUGUGAAUUCACCUGCCUAAGUGCACCACGACUUAAGGAUCAUAAGGUUAUUCACACCAAUGAGGGUGUUCUUCGUUGCGAAUUGUGCCCAUUUUUCUGCACUUCACCAGCACGAUUAAAAAGACAUGUUAAAGUGCAUUUAACGGCACCUCAGAAAACAUACACAGGUACAACAUUCCCCCCAGCUUACCAACAAAAGUUAGAAUUAGAGCAAGCAGAGGCAGAAGCUGAAGCAAAUACACAAACAACUUUUGUGAGCAUUCCACCUUCUCAGACAAUGGAAAUGGAAGCAGACUGGGGAGCUGAACAAAUGGAUGAAGAUCAAUUCAAUGCAUUUGCUGCCUUUGCUGGGAAAACUUCUGGGGAGACCUACACAAUCACAACAACUGAUGGAGGCCAGACCUACAUUAUACAAACAGAUUCUCCAGAACAAUUUGCCCAGCAGCUAGCGCAAGCACAGUUUGAACAAGUGCAGCAAAUAGAAACACUGCAAGAUCAAACCCCACAUUAUCAUGAAAUCCAGGAUAUCAAACCCAGUCCCUCAAAACUUAAGGCCAUGUCGAAUGGAGAGGUUCCAAUUGAGAAGAAACCACCUAUUAACCAUUCAAAAUCUAAGAGGUUCCAUUGUGAUCAGUGUGACUUUUCUUGUGAUUACAAGUCGACUUUUUCAGCUCACCAAAAGAAACAUUCUACCAUCAAGAAGUACAAAUGUGCUCAUUGUGACUACAUGUGUAAUGACACAUCACGAAUGAAAGAUCAUCUUCUCUGUCAUACAUCUGAGAAGUUGUUUACUUGUAUGCUUUGUGACUUUUCUUGCAAGCGUAAAAUGGGUCUCAAAGACCACAUGAAAGUGCACACUGGGGAAAAACCCUACCAGUGCAAAGAGUGUGAUUACACCUGCCGCUCAUCUGAAGGCCUCAAAUCUCAUAUGUCGAAACAUUAUGGUGUUAAACCAUAUACCUGUGAUGUUUGUGGACAAGGCUGCUCAUCUGCUUAUCUUUUGAAAAAACACAAGUUUGUCCAUGGUGAAAAGCCAUUGCAAUGUAACUUCUGUGACUACAAAUGUAUUCAGAAGAAACAGCUGACAAAUCACUUGCUACAGCACAAAUACCAGCAUCCGUUCUGCUGCAGUUUGUGCAGUGCCACUUACAAAAAGGAGGAGAGUUUGAAAAUUCACAUGAUGUCCCACCAGAACAUAAGAAAAUUUGCGUGUAACUUAUGUAACUAUGCUGGUAACAGAUCAGCAGACUUCCGAAGACAUAUGCUGACCCACUCGACAUCAAAACCUCUUCAGUGUCCACAGUGCUCAUACUCUUGCAUACGGCAGUCUCGUUUAAAGGCCCACAUGUUAAUCCAUUCACAAGAGAAAAACUUGAACCGUAAACCUGGUGCUCUGCCCAAGGCCUACCGCUGUGCUUUCUGUGAUUUCUCCUGCACUCGUACCUCUAGGCUUAAAUCUCAUUUAUCAAAGGUGCACCUUGACUUACCUGAAAAUGUCAUUUUUAGCAUAGACUUAAAGCAGAUAGAACCUCAAUAGUUUUUUUGUGAUUUCAUUUACAGAUUUAUUUAAAAUUUCAGUUUGAAGUCUUAGUUAGCACUGAUGUUUAAACAGGAGUGAACAUUCCCUGUCCAUCAUAUAGAAUAUGCUAAAAAUAAAAUGGAGAUAAGUUAAGAUUAAUUUUAAAGUCUUCAGUAUUAUUUGUGUCAAGUUACAGUGCCCCAGACUUCAAUUCUUAAUGAAGAUUUUGUCAUUAGUUUGGAAUUAUUUCACUUACAACCUUGGAGGGGAUAUCAUUGUCCCUAGAGUGUUUCCUGAUGUCAUUUUACUAGUAUUCCAUGAAAUUAUCAUAUCCGGCAACAGAAUCUAGCAGGUCACAGUUACCCGGUACUAAAAGUCAAAUUAUUUGUCAGAUUCCUAUCACAUUGUACAGAUAUCACAAUGUUUCUUCUUUCUAUUCUUUUAAUAGUGGUUUUUCAUCAGUGAUGUCUGUCACUGAACAUCACCAUGUAACAGUGCUUUAUCUUAAACUUGUUUCUUGGAUUCUAUAGAACUUAAAAGAUACAAAACUGUCUGCCACAAUUAAGUACCGGUACAUCACUUUUCUAGUAUCUAAUACCCGGUACUUACCAUUUUGCUGCAAUUAGCAAUUUGUUAAAAAAAAUACUGUUCUUAAAUCCUUAAUAGCUACAUUCUCUUAGAGCCAAACAUUGCAGACUAUCAUCAGAACAGUUAUUACUUUGUUGUACCUUCUGAAGCAUUUUGCAACAGUAUUUUAUAAAUAAAACUAGUGUGCAAAUAAAACUCAAUCAGCUUGUGACUUACCGAUGCUUCUAUUAGAUUACAGACAUUGACACUAAGUCUCCUCAGCUGAAAUUUGUUUUUUUAACGUUAUUACAAAAUGAACUGUUGUGUUUUAUUGAUGGUUCUAAAUUUUUGUUCUUUGAAAUAUAGCUCUAAUCUAAUAUAUUUGUGACAUCCUCAUGAUCAUGUUAAGCAUACCCCAUUUUAGCUCUUAAAUAAAUAAGCAACUAUAUUUAUUGUAUAAAAUGUUAAAUUUUUCAUUAAAAUUAAACGAUCAUCUGUUAACUGUAGUUGAGUGGGAGCACAAUGAGUAGCAGAAAUCAAACUAUAUUUGUAUAUGUCUCUAAGUCUAAUUAUUUCUUUGCUUUUUGAAGAAUUAGAAAAUACAGGUAGUUACUUUUGAGUUCUGUUACCGGUACAAAAGUAUAGGAGCUUCUCUUGUUUUUCCAUACAGCUACGACACAUAACUCUUUACAUAUAGGGCAGUCAUUUCUCAUGUAGUAACAUUUUGAUACUGGCAAAAUGCCAUUAUGUCAUCAGCUUACAAUCCUUGUGUGACAGACAUGCAUCCUUGUACAUUAUCAGACUUGACACCUGAUUUUUUAAGGUUGACAGGGACUAUAAUAAAUGGAAUAAUUUAUACAUUAUUAUUAUGCUGAUUGAAAUUGAUGUACUCCUAUUAAUUUAAAAAAAAAAAAACAGUGUAAAUUUGGUUGUCUGCAAUAUUAUGUGUCCCUUUGAGAUGUUGAAAAAUGUCCUUAUCUUUGUAUAGGUACGUUGAUAUAUUAGUUUUUAAUAAAUCUCAACACAUUUCAGUUAACCGGAACUCAAGUUAAAGAUCUACCCUAUUGGAGAUUUCUUAUAGUUGCUUUGUAUUAGUGUUUAGCAUAUCUCAAUAAGGAAAUUAAAAUGUAAAUGAUUUUGUAUAUUUAUUUCCAUUAUUUUCUAUUGGUUUCUUCUGCUCUUUUGAUUUAUGAGUUUUCUUUAAAAAUUAAAUUAUUAAACACUUAUUUAAAUCGAUGCCUUAGUUUUUAAUAGAUUUGUUUAUGUAUAUUUAUAAGUAUAUGUUCCAUAGACAACCGGUAGCACCAAGUCCAAUAGACCACUACUAUUAAGUCCUCACUAUUUCUGUCAAAUAGGAUUGAGAUUUAAAUCCAUCAAUUUAAA
This is a messenger RNA of Lymnaea stagnalis (great pond snail), 4878 nucleotides long. NCBI's taxonomy places the organism in Eukaryota, Metazoa, Mollusca, Gastropoda, Lymnaeidae. The record is from the annotation of a GenBank genome assembly.